AUGAACCCUGAAAACCUCCUCCAACAUCCUCUCCCAACCCCAAAAUGCACCACCGGCUGCCCACUCAUCGACCGCUUUCUCAGUGGCGGCGUCCCGACAAAUUCCAUUACCGAGCUCGUAUCAGAAAGCGGCUGUGGCAAAACCCAACUCUGCCUUCAACUCCUCCUUGCCGCCCAACUACCCACUACCCUCGGCGGCCUUGCCUCCUCCUCUCUCUACCUCCACUCCGAAUUCCCCUUCCCAUUUCGCCGCCUCCACCAACUCUCACUCUCAUUCCGCUCUUCUCACCCUUCCCUUUUUGCCUCCAGUGAUCCCUUGGACCGCAUAUUCGUCCACCCUUUGCAUUCCGCAGAGCACCUGCUCGAUGUAUUGCGGCGCAUAGAUCGUUUUCUCGAACACCCACCAACCCUUUUCCCCCUUAAGUUGAUUAUCAUUGAUUCUAUUGCAGCCUUGUUCAGAUCGGAGUUUGAGAACAAACCGUCUGAUCUUAAGCGGAGAUCGGUUUUGUUUUUCAAGAUUUCUAGCAAGUUGAAGUUACAAGCUAAGACUUUUGGUCUAGCGGUUGUGGUGACAAACCAGGUUGUUGAUUUUGUGGGAUCAUCUGAUGGGAUGAAUGGGCUGAGAGUAGGGAAUCUGGGUUCUUUGUAUUCGUCUGGGAGACGGGUUUGUCCUGCCUUGGGGAUAUCAUGGGCCAAUUGUGUGAAUUCGAGGUUGUUCUUGUCGAGAAAUGAGGAGGUACUAGGUGACGAGUCUGGUUUGGUCGAGACGGGUAGCGGAGAUUUUGUUGCUGUGCAAACAAAGAGACAUAUUCACGUUUUGUUCGCUCCUCAUUUGCCUAACUCGUCUUGUGAGUACAUAAUUGUGAGAGAAGGGGUUUUCGGGGUCGAGAGAACAGCAACAGAUUUACAAAAGAGAGCCAUUAAAUGA
Molecule: messenger RNA, 927 nt
Organism: Ilex paraguariensis (yerba mate)
Lineage: Eukaryota; Viridiplantae; Streptophyta; Magnoliopsida; Aquifoliales; Aquifoliaceae
Source: the annotation of a GenBank genome assembly